Molecule: messenger RNA, 3708 nt
Organism: Schistosoma curassoni
Lineage: Eukaryota; Metazoa; Platyhelminthes; Trematoda; Strigeidida; Schistosomatidae
Source: the annotation of a GenBank genome assembly
AUGCGUGCGCUGAAAUCUUAUUAUCGUAUUUACCGGCUUUGUGGUGUACCUUGUUUCCCUACACCUAUUUCUCGUUCGUGUGCUGUCAAACCGUCAUGGUUGCCCGAAGAUCUUACAGAACAUUUUGAUGCUUUUAAGAAAAAUAUAAUAUCCGAGUAUGAAAACGUCACUAAACUCAUGACAUCUGGGGCAAAAGAAUGUGACCUUAUUCCUUUAUCUGAAUGUUGGAAGAAUUUAAGACCAAUAGUAGAUGUGAUUGAAGAACUGGAUAUAUUACUUGAAGCUGAUAAAGAAGUAGACCAAUUAGUGGCAGAUAUUGUCGGUACUGACACUGAGGAUGAUGUUGAUGAUUUAAAAGCGAUUGCUGAGUUGGAACGUAAACAAAGAAAUGUUCAGCGUGAAGCGUUGGAAAAAAAGCUCCUUAGUUUGCUACUUCCGACUGAUGAACGUGAUCUUAAUUCAGCUGUAAUAAUGGAACUAUUCGCUGGGGCUGGCGGUAAAGAAGCUGGUUUAUUUGCUCAUGAUUUAAUGAAUAUGUAUCAUGCUUUCGCCAUACAACGAAAUUGGUCCUUUACUGUUUUACACAAAACUGUAAUGUCGAGUGAAGAAUGUGCUCCAUCCCAUAAUGAAACUUCACUUUCGUAUAUUCGUAUUGAAAUUGAAGGUGAACCAACUACAGAAUCCGGUAUAAUGUCGUUUGGUGCUUAUGGUCAGUUAAAAUGGGAGGCUGGCGUUCACCGUGUUCAACGUGUUCCUGUUACUAGUAGUCAGAAUAAGAUUCAUACUAGUACAGUAGCAGUAUCGAUACAACCUAAGUAUGGCGAUGUUGAUAUCGAUAUUCCUGAUAAUGAUUUAAAAUGGGAAUUCCAUCGCCCAACCGGUCCUGGCGGUCAAAAUGUGAACAAGUCGACUAGUGCAGUUCGCCUGACACAUUUGCCAACCGGUAUAGUCAUUUCAUGUCAACGUGAACGUUAUCAACAUAUAAACAAAGGUUUGGCAUUAGACAUGCUCAAGGAAAGGCUUCAUGAAAUUCAUUCAAAAUCGCAGUCUCACUUAAUUGAUUCCAUCCGUCGAUCUCAUUUGGGAAAUCUAGAUAGAUCAGAAAAAAUUCGAACUUACAAUUUUCCACAAGAUCGUAUAACAGAUCAUCGGUUAAACAACUCUUGGAAUAAUUUAUACAGAUUUAUGAAACAAGCUGUUGGAUUAAGUGAAGUAAUAGAGAGCUUAUACAAACAAGAUCAACGAGAACAAUUAAAACGAAAGCUAUCGCGCGGUUUUCGACUGCCUGUAAUCAGAACUCAAGGAACAAGCAGUUUGCUACUUCUAUUUAGCUUAAUAGCGAAGCAUCGUUGGUUAAACUUUUGUGGUGUAUCACAUUUAAAAGUUGUUGCCUGUUUCGUUCGCUUGACCGCUGUUUUUUCUCUAACAUAUUCAUCAUUACUCCAAAAGGAGAAGUCAUUCACUGUGGGUAUUUCAACAAAAGAAGCGUCAGAAACACCUAAACAAAUAUCUAAGUCACGCAAAUCAACUGGGACUAUAAAUUCAAGCUCUUCAGGAACAGAAGGUUCCAGUGUAAUCAGUCGUAAGCAUACAACUAUUGAAUCGAACCAUGACAUAGGAACAGAGAAUAAACACUUUCCCAGUAAACAAUAUUCAAAAUCCAAGCCAUCUCUUACCGGACAUCAUGUGGAUUUAUCUGAACCUUACACUGACAUACUUCCGAGCUUAAUCCCAAUAGGAGCAUCUCAAGCGGAACCCGUGAAUAAGUUUCGUAACGAUUCUGAUAUGAUCACUUCAGUUUCUUCACAUACGCAGUAUCCUGCACAAAGAUUUUCACGUGACCUCAAUCAGAGCUCAGUUGAUUAUACACCCACCAGGAAAACGUAUAUUUAUAUUAAGGAUGAUUCUGUAGAAGAUGAUACAGAUGAGGAAUUAUCAAAACCAAGUUCGAUGUCAUCCACCUUGUCCAGAGUUACUGGUUGGCUCAAUCGGAGUGCCCAUGAAUUUACGAAACCUAGGUCUCCAAGGGAUGAGUCUGUUUAUGAAAAAUCCAAACUUAGUGUUCGUCGUUCCUCACACAGCAAUGAUCGUUUACAAAUAUCAGAUACAGAUAGUUCUGAUAUAGAAAAGUCCACUCAGAGCCCUUUCUUCAAGAGAUUAUAUUCCUCUCCGUUCAGGAACAUGAAAUCGCGAGAUACUGGAAUCACAACGUCUCCUGGUCUUCUCUUCACUCCACCAUCUAGGAAUCUUGAUAAGCCGACAUAUCACGGUGUUUCUAUUUUAUCUGAAGAUACUGAUUUCAAUGAUCUUGUUCGUAGCCGAAAGCAGCGUGAUCAAAAGAACAGCUUUUCAAAUUAUUUCUUAUUUGGGAAGCAUUUCCCUUGCAGUGUCUCAAAUAUCCCUAAUUUGAUUCUUAUUUCAAGCAUAAUCGUGUGUUUUAUGUUAGUUGCAAGUUAUUUAUUCUUGAAGGAUCACCAUGGAGAAGUUGGUAAAAUGGCAGAUGUACAGAAGUUACUUUGUCGAUCUCCAGGCGACUACAAUAAUAGUCUUACAAAAGGCUUACAUCGCUGCCUACAUGAAGAUGAUCUAACUGCAUCCUUAUGGGUUCUUGGGAUUUUAUAUGAUAUUCUCAGUCGUUACGCUGGAGAGUUUUACUGUAAAGUUGGAGUUUUAACUAGUCCUCGUCUAGAUGUAUCUUCUGCUGAACGUUUGGUUGAGCACAGCUUACAAAUGAAAGGCUGGCCAACAUUUCCGAAAACUGAUUUUCGUCGGGUGUGGGAUAAUACACUUUAUGUGUUACUUCAUGUUGGGAAGACACAUUUUAGUCUUGUUGCUGUUGACGUUAGCAAAUCUGAACUAGGACCGCUCAAUCGAGUAAUCCAAAUAACUGAACUUGAAAGUCUUAAACCAUAUUUUCCUGGCGUUUGUCGACUCCGACGGUGUUUUCAAUGGUUUGCUGGUGUAUGCGUAACUUUUUUCUGGGUCGUAUUAGUUUGUGUGAUUAUUUUGGGGGUUUGUUAUGGAGUUUAUCUACUUCGCUCUAGAAAAUUACGCGCAUUAGAACGUCAAAACUGUCGAGUAAGAGAACUGGUGGCAGAAGUUGUAUACUUGCUACAAGAUCAGUUACGAGAAAAUGAAGCCAGUGCUAAUCAGCCUCCUUAUGUUCCUGUCUAUAUGAUACGUGACCGCUUGCGUCAAAAACAUAACGACUUAGAUCGGUUGUGGCCUGAAGUUACGCGUUAUGUUUAUGAAGUAGAAACUUGUAUCGGUGUACAAGAAUGGAGAGGUGUAGGUGAAACAUGGCAGUGGCAAAGCGGCACAGGUUGGCAAGGUUCUGCACUUAUGGACACGUCACAGAAGCCAAGUUUUAUUGUUCCCCCAACGGAGUGCUUGAAAAUAAGGAAUAUGUUUUCUACUGAAAGUAUCGAUGAACGUGGACGUAAAAGAAUCAAACGCGAACUCUUAAAAAAAUUAAUGCCUUGUGGGUCCAUUUUACACAUAGGUUUAGAUAGUGUUGGAAUAAAUGGAUUGGUGUAUGUAAAGUGUGCAGAUCCGGAAACUGCAGGUCGCGUUUUCCACUCGAUACAUGCUAAUUAUUUUGAUGGUCGUUUGUUGACUGUAAAGUUCUUGCGGGAUAAUAAAUAUUGUUUACGCUUCCCUGAGGCUCAUAGUAUAACACAGCCACUUCAAAUAGAAGAUUUCGAAUGA